CCUGUCUCCAUGAUUGCUAUCAACCUCAAGUGCUGCAUGCAUGCGUAUAGUAUGCACCGAAAUCUUCCAUGGGCAGAUUGGCAUGAAUCCUUACUAGCUGCAGCUUGGAUAACGAGAAAAGAAAAGAACAUACGAUUCUCAGCUGGACAAGGGUACUUCUAUCUGCACGACAAAGUCUUGCAAGGUUAACCGCAUGGCUACUGCACUGCGCUGCACUGUACUGUACCCAUGUCGAAAGCCACUGCACACCCCACACUAACUAUCGAAAGACUGCCUUCAUCCCAGACCGUACCAUGAACUUCUAUGACUAUCGCGAGGGCAAGCUGCCGUGUUGGAGCUGCCACGUUGCUGCUGUCGAACCCAUAUGCAAGCUCACCAGCUUGUGGCAAAGCAAGGCCAUCUGCUCACAUUGUGCCAACGAACUACCGAUCUACCCACCAGUCCCAACACUAAGAUCGCUCGGGUAUCGAAGCCCCGGGUGAGAGAAUACGAGGUGGUACGAAGAUAACGUACCCAAAGGAGCGGACCAAGAUCGCUUGGAUGCAGCCACACUACCCAUCCAUAUGCUCUGCUCUAUUGAUUUAUCCAGCGGCUGUCGCGCGCUCUACUGCAAAAUGCACACGCGAGGAUGAUGUUGAAGCUGCAUCGUUCGGGUUGGUUCGGGCUGUUGCAUUUUCGUCUACUGGUCGAUUCGUGUUUCAGGCACAAAGUUGGUGUUUGCAGAUCAUCGCCAAACAAUCUAUUCCGUCCCUAUCGAAGGACUGCCUUCUCUUCCGGCCACGGAUUCCCACAAGACACACCCCUGCAGUGCAAUCUCCAACCAUCUUUUCGAUAUACCCGACUUCGAAUACGACGCAUGUCGGCUUUUUGGUCGUGCGUGGCUGAAUAUGCAGUACGACUCUGAACAGCAGCCGCGUACGAAGAAGGAAACAUCCGAUGGCAAUCGCAUUGGCUUCUGCUGCAAGAUAUUUGUGGAACUUCGGACUUACAAGCCUAGCCUCUCAUUACCGGUAGCAAUCUCUUCAAGUCUAUGCGAAGACGCAGUACAUACCGGAUUCGGCUCUACUAGCAUACAACUCCACUAUUCUCGACAGGAUUGUGUUGUUUACAGAGCAGAUCAUCGGUGCCAAUACAUGGAUACAUACACAGCAGAGGUCAGCAUCUACUCUGAGCACGGCAACACACGUCCACGCACAUUAUCAAUUACGCCUCACUACAGGCAGUGUCGGGGGAUUGGUUUACUAAGGAAUAGACAGUGUACACAAACUCCAACUUGGAAUUCUUAG
Messenger RNA from Periconia digitata, 1286 nucleotides. Lineage: Eukaryota; Fungi; Ascomycota; Dothideomycetes; Pleosporales; Periconiaceae. The record is from the annotation of a GenBank genome assembly.